AUGGGCGACGCGGCGAACGGAGCCAAUGGCACCUCCCCCACGCUCCCCGCCCUCGUCACCUCGGCGUCUGCCUUUCUCGAAAAGGAGUACGACUAUGUCAUCAUCGGCGGCGGCACAGCCGGCCUCGUGCUCGCCGCCCGCCUGACGGAGAACCCGGACAUCAACGUCGGCGUGCUCGAAGCCGGAAAGAACAAACUCAAUGACCAGCUGGUCGAUACCCCGGGCCUGUUCAUGCAGAUGCUUGGGCACCCGGAAUACGACUGGAACUGGAAAUCGGCUCCACAGGCAAGUCUUCCUCUGACCCCCGCCUCCAACGAAUGUUACAGCAAGCUGACCAGCAUGGUAACAGGAGGGCAUGAAUGGCAUCGUGCACAACAUACCCCGCGGUACGUCCGCGGCUCGGAGCGCGACUACGACGACUGGGCGGCGCUAUCCAACGACCCGGGCUGGAGCUUCGCCAACAUGCGGCAAUACAUCACCAAGCACCAGACGCUCGAGCCCAUCCCCGACAGCAUCACCAACCGCGCCGCCAUGUCCACCAUCGGCGUCAACCACGGCACAUCCGGCCCCAUCCACACCUCCUUCAACGACACGCGCCUCCCCAUCGAAGACGCGUUCCUCGCCGGCGCCGACGAGGCGGCGCACAUCGCCGAGAAGCCCGUCGACGCGUGGGGCGGCGACCACUACGGCUUCUACAACGGGCUCGGCAGCGUGUACCGGUCGGGCGCGCUGGCGGGCAAGCGCAGCUACGCGGCGCGCGGCUACUUCUCCGAGGGCGGCGUCGCGGCGCGAGAGAACCUGCGCGUGCUGUGCGAGGCGCGCGUGACGCGCGUCGUGCUGGAUGAUGACGAUGACGAUGAUGAUGAUCACGCGGGAGAGGGGGAUGAUCAUCAGGGCAAUGCAGGUCAUCAUCGUGUCGUUAGCGCGAGCGGCGUGGCGUUUGUGCAUGGCGACGAGGGCCGGCAGUACGAGGUCAAGGCGCGGCGGGAGGUGUUGCUGUGUGCGGGCGCGAUCCAGUCGCCGCAGGUGCUGGAGCUGUCGGGGAUUGGUGACCCGAAGGUGCUGGCGGCGGCCGGGGUCGAGUGCAGGGUCGAGCUGCCGAGCGUGGGCGAGAACUUCCAGGACCAUGUCGUCACGGGGGCUGCGUACCAGCUUGCGCCGGGCGUCAUCUCGGCGGAUAGCUUGUGGCACCCGGAGGCGAUGGCGGAGGCGCAGAGGGCGUUGGUGGAGGAGGCGGCGGGGCCGUUGACGGCGACGGCGAGCGGGCAGGGGUUUGUGAGUUACAAGCGGUUGGUGUCCAAGGAAGAGCUCGACAAGACGGUUGCCAGCAUCCGCGAGACGCAGAGGACUUCGACGCCCUUCCAACAACGCCAGCUCGAGCUCAUCAUCAAGCACCUCGAAGACGACAAAUCAGCCAACGUCCAAUACAUCCUCAUCCCCGCCCGCGGCAACCUGACGGACGAAUCCAUCCAAGACCAAUCCAAGCUCUGGCUGCCGGGCGACCCCGCGCAGCCCGAAGUCAUCUGGGGCUGCGCCCUGCAGUACCCCGUCUCCCGCGGCUCCGUCCACAUCGCCAGCGCAGACCCACUCGCCGCCCCAACAAUCAACCCCGCCUACCUCACCCACCCGGCCGACACCUCCGUCCUCGCCGCCGGCCUCUCCCUCGCCGACCGCAUCGCCCGCGCCCCCUCCCUCUCCCCUCACCUCUCCGCGCGCCUCUCGCCGCCCCCGGACAUCGACCUGCAAGACGUCUCGGCCGGCGGCGCGGCCGCAUCCGCGGUGAAGAAUUGGUCCAUGGGCGAGUACCACGUCGCGGGCGGGUGCGCCAUGGGCGACACGCUGGACGGGAAGUUGCGGGUGAGGGGGGUGGAAGGGCUGCGCGUGGUGGACGCGAGCGCGUUUCCGGGCCAUGUGAGCGGGAAUUGUCAGAGCUCGGUGUACGCGUUGGCGGAGAGGGGGGCGGAUCUGGUCAAGGAGGAGGCGGCUGAGGCGGAGGAGACGGAGGAGGCGGAGGCGCAGGAGAAGCAGAAGAAGAAGCAGAAGAAGCAGAAGCAGAAGCGGGGAGGGGAGGGGCCGGUGAGGCUGGUGGACGGGGACGAGGGGGGGCUGUGGGAUGGGGGGGAGUGA
Molecule: messenger RNA, 2127 nt
Organism: Diplodia corticola
Lineage: Eukaryota; Fungi; Ascomycota; Dothideomycetes; Botryosphaeriales; Botryosphaeriaceae
Product: alcohol oxidase
Exons: 6
Coding region: 1-2127 (708 amino acids)
Molecular function (GO): oxidoreductase activity, acting on CH-OH group of donors; flavin adenine dinucleotide binding
Source: RefSeq, a predicted model, not a curated record